CAAAUCCUUGUUGUGGGUUAGAGGACCUGGUAGCGUCAGUUAACGCUUGGGUUUUGUUUGCUUUUCUUGUUAGGGCGCCCCUCGGCCUUCGAUUAAUAAGGCUCGGUACAACGGACAAGUGAGCGGUUCCACUGCUAGUCAGUCGAUAGGAGGAGCCGGUAGUCGUCCGACCGUACCAUUAGGCGCCUGGGCGGGAGGAGGGGUUUUGCAGGGUCGUAGGACGUCGUCGGGCACCAGGCUUGGAGAAGGACAGGAAAAUGGCGGCUUUAGGGUCCCCGGCGCGCACUUUGCGAGGACUUCUGCGGGAGUUGCGCUACCUGAGCGCGGCCACCGGCCGACCCUAUCGCGACACCGCGGCCUAUCGGUACCUUGUGAAGGCUUUCCGUGCACAUCGGGUCACCAGUGAAAAGUUGUGCAGAGCCCAACAUGAGCUUCAUUUCCAAGCUGCCACCUAUCUCUGCCUCCUGCGUAGCAUCCGGGAACAUGUGGCCCUACAUCAGGAAUUUCAUGGCAAGGGUGAGCGCUCAGUGGAGGAGUCUGCUGGCUUGGUGGGUCUCACGUUGCCCCAUCAGCCUGGAGGGAAGGGCUGGGAGCCGUGAACAUGGAGAGAGUAUCCUCGGAUGCUACAUUCAUAGGAGAACUGAAUAAUUUCUAUCAAUAUGUAUUUACCAUUAAAUUUUUUUUAAGUUUAA
This is a messenger RNA of Mandrillus leucophaeus (drill), 692 nucleotides long. It is a transcript of the gene FMC1, whose product is annotated as chromosome unknown open reading frame, human C7orf55. The record is from RefSeq and is a predicted model, not a curated record. The transcript is spliced from 2 exons. Gene Ontology annotation, cellular component: mitochondrion. Lineage: Eukaryota; Metazoa; Chordata; Mammalia; Primates; Cercopithecidae. Bases 258 to 599 code for a protein of 113 amino acids.